Zingiber officinale is the source of this 618-nucleotide messenger RNA. Its product is annotated as transcription factor HEC3-like. The transcript has a single exon. Gene Ontology annotation, molecular function: protein dimerization activity; DNA-binding transcription factor activity. Gene Ontology annotation, biological process: regulation of DNA-templated transcription. The record is from RefSeq and is a predicted model, not a curated record. NCBI's taxonomy places the organism in Eukaryota, Viridiplantae, Streptophyta, Magnoliopsida, Zingiberales, Zingiberaceae. The coding region runs from base 1 to 618 and encodes 205 amino acids.
AUGGCUGAUAACAUCAGCAGCGGCUCGUGGGAUCUCGAGAUGAUGAUGAGCGUGGGGAAUCAGUUCGCUCUUGAUCACGCCUCCCAAUUCUUUCAUCCCCUCGAUCCACGCCCCUUCAUAACAGAGCACCAGCAGGGCGCCAUGGAGUCCGGCCGGGAAGACGAGGAUGAGGAAGAGACAGCGGCGGCGGCGGAGGAGGAGGAGACGAGUUUGGGCGCGAUGAAGGAAAUGAUGUACCGGAUCGCGGCGAUGCAGCCGGUGGACAUCGACCCGGCCACCAUCAGGAAGCCGAGUCGCCGCAACGUGCGCAUCAGCGACGACCCGCAGAGCGUGGCGGCGCGGAUCCGGCGGGAGCGCAUCAGCGAGCGGAUCCGCAUCCUGCAGCGCCUCGUCCCUGGCGGCACCAAGAUGGACACCGCCUCCAUGCUCGACGAGGCCAUUCGCUACGUCAAGUUUCUCAAACGACAGGUCCAUCGUCUGCAGUCUUUUAGUAGCAAUAACCAACCUCCGCCGUCUCCGUUCGCCGGCGCCGCUGCUUCGUCCUCCGCCAUGGCAGUGCCUCCUCCUCCUCCUCCUCCUCCCGGGUUAUGCUUUGGCUUUCAUGAUUCCACGCACUAA